Aspergillus costaricaensis CBS 115574 is the source of this 448-nucleotide messenger RNA. RefSeq lists its product as uncharacterized. Bases 160 to 444 code for a protein of 94 amino acids. The record is from RefSeq and is a predicted model, not a curated record. Lineage: Eukaryota; Fungi; Ascomycota; Eurotiomycetes; Eurotiales; Aspergillaceae. The transcript is spliced from 3 exons.
GAUUGGCCUUUAAACCAAAAGCCCGGCUGCGAUCGCCACCAACCGAUGAUGCCAUUCCACAAGUGAACCAGGAACAACCGCGCGUCAGAGCCAUCCGGGGUUUCGCGGGGUCUGGGGUCAUUCCAAGACAAUGCUCAUCUCUCGGCUUUGCAGCCUGGGAUGAUCCACGCCUACGGAUAUACUGAUGAUGAGGCAGGACUACGCAUUCUGGUCACCGUGCUGCGAGCACGACGGAAUACGGCAUUAUUCGCUAGGAGUGUGCGGAAUAAGAUUUCCAGAACUCCAGGCAUACCAAAUAAUCGGCAACCUAAAGACGUGGUUGCCACGAGCUCCGCCAAUGUAUGUUCGUCCGACGGAAGACCCGCCACACCCAUAUAUUCGCUCCGACGGAUCUCUCUACACCUAACUCCCAGCUGCGAUUAUCGGCCCGGACGGCAAAAAUGACGUU